AUGGGUACUGGCAUCGAGCUGCUGUGCGCGCAGGCGUGUGGGGCGAAGAACAACCACCUCGUGGGAGUUGCGUUCGCGCGAGGCACCCUGCUGACGGCGUUCCUGUUCAUCCCGGUGGCAUUCCUCUGGUUUUACAUGGAGAACAUUAUGCUCGCCUUCGGACAACAGGAGAACAUCGCCCACGUCACUGGGACCUUUACCAGGGCGUAUCUGUACGGAAUGGUCCCGUACGCCGUGUACGAAAAUCUCAAGCGAUGCCUCCAGGCGCAGUCUGUGGUGAUCCCUGUGGCGGUCGUAGCCAUCUUAGGGGUCUUCGCUAACGUCGUCUUCCACCACGUCACCAUGGUCGUCCUGGGAAUGGGGGUUGACGGAGCGGGGCUGGCGCUCAGCCUUACCGGGAUGUUCCUGUUGGUGACCUUGAUCUCUUUCACGUGGAUGUUUGGGCUCGGCGCUAGAGGUUGCUGGUCUGGACUCCUUUCCACGGACAUAUUUAAGCACUGGCCUGCGUACCUUGCCAUUUGCAUCCCUGGGUUAAUCGGAGUGUUCAUUGAGUGGACUUCGAUUGAGGCUUCUAUCUUCUUUGCGGGGCUCCUAGGGGAGAAGCAACUGGCGACGCAGGUGCUGAUCCUCAGCGCCUACAACAUCGUCUUCCAGUUCGCCCUGUCCAUCAACAUCGGGUCAAACAUCCGGGUCGGCACCCUCCUGGGUGCCGGGGACUCCGAAGGGGCGCGCAAGGCCGCAUGGUGCGGGGUUCGUCUGGGCCUGAUGGCGGCGGCAGCGGCGGCCCUGGGAUACGGGUUCGGACGCGCCCAGUGGCCCCUUCUCUACGGGGUUUCCGAGGACGUGCUCGGCAUGAUCGUCGACCUUACUCCGAUCUACGUCGCGGGUCAGAUGAUAAACAUGAUGCAGAUUGUGUGCAAUGGCAUCUUGAAGGGCAUGGGCCACCAGCGCAUCCAGGCCAUUGCGGCGGGCGUCGGGUUCUGGGUGGUUGGCGUUCCUCUGUCGGCCUUUCUUGGGCUUCAGCUCGGCUUCGGGGUGAAGGGCCUCUGGAUAGGGCUAGCCGUCGGGGAAUUCCCCCUCGUCCUCUUCUACAUUUGCCUACUCAGAUCGGCCGACUGGAACCAAUGCGCUCUCGACGCCGCAGAGCGGGUCGAUGAAAAUUCUGAGUUCGUCCUGGUCGAGACGGACCCCAGCAACCUUCCAAGCGACUCCGAUUCUUCCGAGUCUUCGGAUUCUGCCGAUUCCGAUUGCGACAGUGGCGCCGGGGGGGGAGCCGUCCCCGGGUUUCAGGCAGGAGGCGGCUCGGAGGACGAGGAGGAGGCGGGUGGGCUCGAGGAUUUUUACUGCGGGGGCGGUGGGAGGGCCAUCGUCCGGGGAACUAGCGGCGGGGAGAGAGUUAAGACGGACCACGCAGGGGAGAAGGUCAAGCUUGCAACGGUGGUACCUUAUCGCCAUCGCGAUGGUGGCGGCCCCGGUGUGUACAUGAUCGUGUGAUGAGGGUGCCGUGGGAACGACGUGCGGCCCGUGGCGCCCGGCCGGUCUCCGACAUUGUUGGACAACAUGCGAUGGAGUGACGGACGCCCUCAGGUAGAUGCGUUUGGUCGAUCUCGUGUGGUGAAUGCUCACGCUAUUAGAUAGGGCACGGCCGUAGCCUUAGCGCCUCAAUUACUGCUGAGCGCCCGAUUGAUCAUGUGAGACAAGCAUCAGUCCGUGUCAUCAUUCGUGAGGAUGAUUGGCGUGUAGCCACCCUUGCUGCUUCACCCAAUUCAAUGUGGCGAUCGAUCUGGAGCGUUUGAUUGUGAUGGAGAAAUUUGGCGCAUGCAUGCAUGUGUACGGACGAGAGCGCGCCCGCCAGUGAGUUUGUUUUGUUGCUGUGGCCCUGACACGCGUCGCGGCGCACUUGCUACGGGCGCGCUUGGUGCUGCGUCGUGCGUGCGCCAUUGGACAUCGCUGGCGGCCACCAAGGUCGUGAUGAUGAUGUGGAGGCCACCAAAGUGAUGUGGAGUGAAGUUAUGGCGUGAAUGAUUUGUUUGGUGCGUGCUUUCCUCUUUCGCGUCGUUUCGUCCCGUCUUGGCAGCUGAGGAAACGCUGAUAGAAGCAUCGUCAUUAUCAUCGCAGAUUUUGGGCGUUUGUUUCAGGUUCUAGAUACUACCCCCUUAGCUUUGUGCGACAAGGUGCUCUGAAUCUGAAUAUGUUCAGUGUUGCG
This is a messenger RNA of Ectocarpus siliculosus, 2206 nucleotides long. NCBI's taxonomy places the organism in Eukaryota, Phaeophyceae, Ectocarpales, Ectocarpaceae. The record is from the annotation of a GenBank genome assembly.